AUGCAUGUACACGAUCAUACGUUUAGGUCGAGGUCCACUUGGUAUAGUCUAGGGUACUUAGUGGGGGUUGAGCUACUAGUAGUAUUUAUUAGCAACAUAUCACAGCUCGGCAUGUCUAACAACCGUGAGAGUCUAUGGAGAGAUAAGGAUGCUCGAAAUUCUUGGAGAAAAAAGGGCGAAGAUUCUUACAAUCUAGCCUCAAUCAGUGGAGAGCCUUCAAAAAAGGAAAAUCAGCAUGAUGAUCCAACAAACUCCAACUGA
Messenger RNA from Ilex paraguariensis (yerba mate), 261 nucleotides. The record is from the annotation of a GenBank genome assembly. Lineage: Eukaryota; Viridiplantae; Streptophyta; Magnoliopsida; Aquifoliales; Aquifoliaceae.